Molecule: messenger RNA, 3015 nt
Organism: Chara braunii
Lineage: Eukaryota; Viridiplantae; Streptophyta; Charophyceae; Charales; Characeae
Source: the annotation of a GenBank genome assembly
UUGUAGGACCAACUCUCUCUCUCUCUCUCUCUCUCUCUCUCUCUCUCUCUCUCUCUCUCUCUCUCUCUCUCUCUCUUCCUCGGGACGUUCGGACUGUGCCACAGCUAUGGGUUCCGAGCCUGUGGACGUGGGCAGGAUGGCAACGGACUCUGAGGGUCGGGAACUGAAGCCGAGGCCGGAGAAGAUGCCGGAGCUUUCUCGCAUUGCGAGCAUGACUGUGCGAGUCAAGGACUCGAUCCGAGAACACCGUAAUCAAAUCAUAUUUAUGCUCUCUCGACUGGUAGAGAAAGGCAAGCAUACUCUGCAGCCGCAUGACCUGCAGCAGCAGCUGGAGCGCGUCGGCGCUAUCGAGUGUUUUUCAGGAACUCCGAUCGACGACAGCGCGUUCGGAACGCUUCUGCAAUCGGCUCAAGAAGCGGUCGUCAUCCCGCCAUGGAUCGCGAUGGCGGCCCGACCACGUGUGGCUGAAUGGCUCUAUGUACGAAUCAACGUGUUUGAGCUGACGGUAGAAGAGCUGAGUGUGUCGGAGUACCUGAGCUUCAAAGAGCAGUUAAAACUUGCCAAUCCUGUGGACGAAUUUUCGCUCUUGGAGUUCGAUAUGUCGCCGUUCAACGCGCACUUCCCGCGCAUGACUCGUCCGACUUCCGUCGGCAACGGCGUCGAGUUCCUAAACAAGCACCUUUCGACGAAGCUGUUCAAGAAUGCGAAAGCUUUGCAGCCACUCGUAGACUUCCUGCGCAAUCACAAGUACCACGGCGAAACCUUGAUGCUGAACGACAAACUGGAAGACUUGCCUGCCCUUCGCGACGGACUGAAGAAGGCAACAGAGUACUUGUCUGCUGUCGGAGCGGCAGAUGCCCCAGUCUCUGCCGAGGUCCAGCAACAGCUUCGCGCUUUAGGAUUCGAGAACGGAUGGGGAAACUGCGCCGGCGCUAUCAAGGACAUGAUGGAACUGCUGGAGGACCUGAUGCAAGCGCCAUCGCCAGUUCUGCUCGAGAGGUUCCUCGCUCGCGUGCCCACCAUCUUCAACAUCGCCAUCAUUUCUCCGCACGGGUACUUCGGCCAGUCCAACGUCCUCGGGCUUCCGGACACAGGCGGGCAGGUGGUCUACAUCUUGGACCAGGUCCGAGCGCUGGAACGGGAGAUGCUGAAUCACGUUCAGAACCAGGGGUUGCGGUUCAAACCGCAGGUCGUGGUUCUGACCCGCCUGGUCCCAGACGCCCACGGAACCAGCUGUGAUCAGAGGUUGGAGAGGAUUGAAGGCACGCAGUACGCGAAGAUCCUCCGUGUGCCCUUCAGAGACCUGACGAAGGGUGGCGACGCAGUCUUGAGGACAUGGGUGUCGCGCUUCGAUAUCUGGCCCUACUUGGAACAGUUUGCCGACGAUGCUGCCAAGGAACUCGUCCGGGAGAUGGGCGGAAACCCAGACCUUAUCAUCGGCAAUUACAGUGACGGCAAUCUUGUGGCCACGCUGUUGUCCCACAGAAUGCGAGUCACGCAGUGCACGAUCGCGCACGCGCUGGAGAAGACCAAGUACCCGGCCUCCGAUGUCAACUGGAAGGAGCAGGAGGACAAGUAUCACUUCUCUUGCCAAUUCACUGCCGAUUUGAUCGCCAUGAACCACUCGGAUUUCAUCGUAACUAGCACCUAUCAAGAGAUUGCCGGCGGAAGAGACACCGUUGGACAGUACGAAUCUCAUCAGGCCUUCACGAUGCCGGGGCUCUACAGAGUCGUGAAUGGGAUCAACGUCUUCGAUCCCAAGUUCAAUAUCGUAGCGCCUGGAGCGGAUGCCGAGGUGUACUUCCCGUACACUGCCAAGGAGAGGCGUCGUACGGAGUUCCAUUCGGCCAUCGAAGAUCUGUUGUUCGGUAGCAUGGAGGAGCCUGCGCUGUGCAAAUGCGUGAUUAAAAAUAGACACAAGCCUAUCUUGUUCUCGAUGGCGCGGUUGGAUCGUGUCAAGAAUCUCACGGGCCUCGUCGAGAUGUUUGGAAAGAACAAGAAACUCCGUCGCCUUGUUAAUCUCGUGGUAAUUGGCGGGUACAUCGAUCCGACGCUGUCGAAGGAUCGCGAGGAGAUGGAGCAGAUCAAUCUGAUGCAAGAACUCAUCGACAAGUACCAAUUGAACGGCGAUAUGCGGUGGAUUGUCGCGCAGAAGAACAGGGUGAGGAAUGGGGAGCUGUAUAGAUAUGUGGCUGAUCAACGCGGAGCGUUUGUGCAGCCGGCUUUCUACGAAGCCUUCGGAUUGACGGUCGUCGAGGCCAUGACGUGUGGGCUUCCAACGUUUGCCACGUGUCAUGGUGGACCGGCGGAGAUCAUCGAGGACGGGAAGUCUGGCUUCCAUAUCGAUCCGUACAAUCCCGAUGAGACGGCGAUCGCCAUAGCCGAGUUCUUUGAGAGAGCGGCCGCCGAACCUGCCACGUGGGAUGCCGUAUCCAAUGGUGGCCUGGAGCGGAUAAGAAGCAAGUACACGUGGGAAAUCUACGCGCACAGAUUGAUGACCUUGUCCAGAGUGUACGGUUUCUGGAAGUUUGUCAGCAAUCUCGACCGCAGAGAGGCCAGACGGUAUCUAGAGAUGUUCUAUAUUCUCAAGUACCGACCCCUCGUGAAGAAUGUGCCGUUGACUGUUGACGGGCCCGAUCGGCCCAUGGCGGGAAGAAGGUGAAAAGGCGCGGGAAAGAGAAGGUGAAAAUGCGGGAAACCUGCGGAAAAGAAGUGUGAGGAGCAGAGAAAGGUGGCCUGGAGGACGAGGCUCGUCGGGGAAAAGGCGCAACCCGCGCGGGAAUGGGACUUGCUGGAAGAAGACGAGAAGGAUGGUAUGGAGAAGGAGACUGGAGUGAGCACCAUGUGCACGACAUGCGGCGAUGGCGAUCGGGAACGAGACGGUGAGGAGCGAGAGAGGAGCAUUGCGCUAGACUUCGAGGCUGACCAAGUGACUUUUGAAAAUAAGACAAGAAGAAUGGUCGUGAAUGAGUGAUCGAUUCUUCGGCGUAGAAGCCUCUACGCUUGCUUGAGACA